Penicillium canescens is the source of this 4407-nucleotide messenger RNA. RefSeq lists its product as uncharacterized. Gene Ontology annotation, biological process: telomere maintenance; DNA repair. The coding region runs from base 1 to 4407 and encodes 1468 amino acids. The transcript is spliced from 2 exons. The record is from RefSeq and is a predicted model, not a curated record. Lineage: Eukaryota; Fungi; Ascomycota; Eurotiomycetes; Eurotiales; Aspergillaceae. Gene Ontology annotation, molecular function: DNA helicase activity.
AUGCUUCUGACUGCGGAUGGCGUCUGCAUCAGGGAGCGGGUGUUAUGUUCUCGCUGCGCCCGUCCUUGGCAGUCCAGUCGAUAUAAAACUUGCUCUCGCUGUCGGGAGCUGCAACGAUACCGGCUGUCCACGUCCAAAAUCCAAGCUCCCACCGCGGUGCCGUCUUCGCUUCCUGCUGCUCCUACUGUUCGUCCGUCGUUUACAGACGCCGCCCUUUCUGAACAGCGUGUGCUCUGUUCGGGCUGUGCGCGACCUUGGCAAUCUGCUCGGUAUAGGGUCUGUGAUGACUGCCGCCAUAAAGCUCGAAUGCGGCGGCGGCGGCAUCGUCCGCUGCCUGUACAUGCUUCGGUUAACCCUGACGCGCAAGGGGAGCCCCCGCUUCCUUAUAUCCGUCAACCGCCUAUUAUUCCAGUGCAACCAGUAUGGUGGAAACUCCUUGCCCAGGCUGCAGUCCGGCCCUUCUCUCAGGACUGGUCAAGGGACUACUCCUUCUGCGGUGUGCUCCUUCUUUCCACUGAGGCUGAUGGCUGGUGCUGUCGGCGAGGCCGCAGACGCUUACCUCACCUACCACCAUUCACGCCAGCUGUGCAGUCUCUCCUGGACCGGUAUCAAGGCAGUGUGUCUGCCAUGAGCCGUCGGCUCAAUAACCUGUUUGCCUUCUCCGCCAUCGGCACCACUGGCCAAUUCGUUCGAUUCCAAGGUCAAGCGAACGUGGUCCUAGAAGGCCGGAUCUACCACCGUUUGCUGGAUGUCGCGGAUAUGGGUCACAGCAUGCACUGGUUUCUUUAUGACGAGUCCGAACGAGGUCUACGGGCAAGGGAUCAUGACAUCCCUAAUGACAUUCUACAUGGGAUACGCGAGUUUCUCGGUCUGGUUAAUCCCUAUGUGCGGACCUUGCGGCACGCCGUCAGUCAGGUCCCGGACCAAACAGUCGCCCUCGCUGUUGAGCUCUCUAUCCCGCCUGCGGGUGGUGAGCUCGCUGCAGUUAUCACUACGGAAAAUCUCCGCCGCGUAGCCCCGCGACAGGUCGUCUUUUACAGAAAAGGUGGCCAGCAGCCACGGUUCGUUCCAACCCUGUCUUGCCAGUACGAGCCGCUGCAAUAUCCACUUCUCUUUCCACAUGGCACGCGAGGUUGGGGCUUUCUCGACGAGUCCCAGAAAAACAUACCUUGCACGCAGAUCCAAUGGUACCGCCACCUGUUCCUGGGCGAGCCACGCAUGCGGAUCUAUGGCCGUUUGGCGUGUGAAUAUGCUGUGGACAUGUUCUCGCGGACGGAGGAGGAGCGCCUGCACUAUCUCAAACGGGGCCGACGCAUGCAAGCUGCUGCCAUGGAUGAGGCUCCAAAUCCUGACAUCCCCGAUCUCUUCGAGAACAAAAUCCCUGCCGGUUUCAUGGGGUCCCGGGCCUGGGCUUCGGACCAGGUGGCUGACUCCCUCGCGAUCGCGCGACAGCUGGCCACGCCGUCACUGUUCCUCACCAUGACGACAAACCCUAACUGGCCCGAGAUUCAGUCCCAGUUGCUCCCAGGCCAACAUUUCACAGACAUCCCUGCGGUGGUGUGCCGUGCAUUCCACGGACGACUCUGUGGGCUGAAGGCCUUUAUGAGGGAGAAAUUUGGAGGCCUCCUGUACGAGAUAUGCGUUACAGAGUUCCAGAAACGGGGUCUACCACACGCGCAUCUGGUCGUUAAGCUCCAACAUGAAUUACCUUUGAGCCAACUAGAUGGCUUCAUCUGCGCCGAGUUACCAGAUCCGGACGAGGACCCUGCCCUACAUGCAGCGAUCGGCAGAUUCCACAUGCACUCACAGAACCACUUGGACCGGUCCACGUCACGCUGCAACCGAGACGGCCGCUGCAUUUACGAGUACCCUCAACCUAUCAACAACCAGACUUACAUGGAUGAUCUUGGUCGUGUCCAUUACCGCCGACGCAAGCAGGAAGAUCGAUGGGUGACUCCUCAUGUACCCGCCCUAGUGCACCUGCUCGACUGCCAUAUCUAUGCGGACGUGUGCUCUACAGCGACGAUCUUCCUUUACCUGUUUAAGUACCUCUUCAAAGGACCCGAUCGGGCGCGCUUUGGUAUUCGGGCCCUCCACGAUGCCCGGGCAGACGGUGAGGACGACCAAAUAGAUGAGUUCAGAGACUAUAUGAACGCCCGUUACCUCUCUUCGUCCGAGGCUGUCUACCGCAUCCUCAACUUCCAUACUGUCUCCAAACGUCCUGGCGUCCGCUGCCUCUCUGUCCAUCUGGAAGGCAAGAACUUAGGGAGGAUGCACGAUCGAAACCAACCGGGUCACUCCGAGAUGAGCGACCUGUUGUGGUACUUCAAACGCCCAUCCACAGAAACCUUCUCAGGCUUGAAGUAUACCGAGUUCUUCAGCCUUUACUACCUAGAGACGGUGCCCCUGGAUGUUCCACUACACCGAGGUCAGACCCUCAUUGCUACUGUCACCACCGAAAAGGGACCAUGCCAAAAGGUGUUACGCCGUCGAGUCCGCCAGCCUAUUAUCACCCGACUUCAGACCGUCCCACUUCGUCUGAAGGAAACGUUUUACCUACGCGCACUACUCCAGGUGCGGCCUACGAACAGCUUCGAAGAUGUCCGCACUAUCCGGGGGCACUGCUAUCCCACAUACCAGGAGGCUGCCACUGAGUUAGGACUCUUCCAGGAUAACCACGAGGCCGUGUACGCGAUGAAUGAAGCGAUCACAGCCUACAGCCGCCCGUCCCAGCUCCGCUUUCUCUUUGCCCAGCUUCUGUCUAACCUUCCAUUUCCAGCUGUGGAACUAUGGUCCCGCUUCCACGGCAAUCUCAAUGCUGACUAUAGACUACGUCACCCUACGGCCCACGCCACAGACCUUGCCUUGCAGGACCUGGCACGCUAUCUCUCAGCACAGGGAUCGUCCUUGGCACAGUGUGGCCUACCGGAGCCCGUUCAACGUUGUGCGGAGGUGGAUUUGGAACUUGCCUUCUUCCAGACCCAACUGGUAUCUAUCCGCGGGAGGCAUAAGGAGGCCUACGGUAGGAUGAACUCGGAUCAGAAAGGCAUCUUCGAUCAUCUCCUAGACCAAUCGGACAUUGGCGGCUGCUACUUCAUCGACGGCCGUGCGGGUCGCGGGAAGACAUUUUUGAUGAGCGCCAUGUGUGAUCGCAUUAGGGCAGACGAGCGCAUCGUAUGCGUGACUGGAACCACCGCCCUCAGUGUGAUCCAUUACGAGCGGGGUCGGACGGCCCACUCGGCCUUUGGCAUUCCUGUUCAGGAGUCUGACAUGGGCUUGGUGUCUAAGGUCAGUCCCCAGUCAGGUCGUGCAGAGCUCCUACGCCAGGCCUCGCUCCUGAUCUGGGAGGAGCUGCCGAUGGCGAAGAAGGCGGUCGUGGAGUGUGCAGACCAGCUCCUUCAAGAUAUCAUGAGGAAUGACCUGCCAUUUGGAGGAAAACUCUUCAUCGGACUAGGGGACUUUCGUCAGGUGGCACCAGUCGUCCGCGGAAGUUCUGGGCCUACAGCAACUCUCAACAGCUCUAUCCGCACCUCCACGCUCUGGAACCACUUUAAGGUCCUGCGGCUGACUACCCCGGUCCGACAGGCCGGGGAUCCGGUAUACGCAAGAUGGGUGGACCAGGUAGGAGAUGGUGUACACCCCUAUGAGACAAGUGUGCCACUGCAUCACUUGCAGCAUCUUGACGACCUUGACGCUGCGGCAGACUUCCUCUUCCCACAAGAUUCCGUCUCUACCUCCGCCGCUGCUGUCCAGCACGCAUUCCUUAGCCCGUUUAACGCGCGCGUUGAUCUGUUUAAUAAGCUCAUCUUAGAACGGUUACCGGGGCGUGCAGAAACCUAUUACAGUCAUGAUACGAUUAAAGAACUAGACGAUUCCACCUUCAAUCUCCCCACGGGUGCAGAGGCGGAUCUUCUCUCGGUAUUGAACGAGCCCGGAAUACCCCCGCAUGAGCUCUCACUCAAGAUUGGCGCCGUUGCUAGCGUGAUGCGGAAUCUCUCCAUCGAGAAAAACUUGGUCAAAAACGUGAGGGUCCAGGUGGUUAACCUGCUACCAAAUGUCGUGCAGGUACGGUUACUGCAACGAGCAUGCACGCCUGACACCGAGUCGCCGACGUUCUACCUGCCACGGAUCACAUUCGAGUUUCGGCCUCACCGCGCGAAUUGGACGGUGCAACGGCGGCAAUUUCCGCUGCGUCUAGCUUAUGCCACCACCUUCAACAGCUGCCAGGGACUCACCCUGGACCGGGUUGUGCUAGAUCUCACCCUGCCGGUCUUCGCCCAUGGCCAACUUUACACUAGCUUAUCCCGCGUCCGCUCUGCCGUAGACAUCCGUAUUCUCCGAGACCCAAAUGACAUAGAGCAAGACACCAUUAAUGUCGUUUAUCACGAAUUGCUACUGCCUCUGUGA